GUGCAUACGUCAUGCUCUUUUAUUCUUCUAUGUAUGAAUCAUGUCACUGUGAGAGAGACUGAACAGAGGUUCAGACUGUUGUGUGAUAUCAGGUAAAUCAAGAGUUGUAUUAUAAACAUGAUGCACAAUGGAAGGCUCUGGUAACGCUGACGUUAACGUCCUCUACUGUUCCAGCCUCCUUCAGCCUCAUUCUGCUCUCACAGACAGACGUUGUCUCUACGUUCAGCUGUCGGCUGCUCUCGGCUCUCUCUCGUGCCUCAUCGGUAUUCCUGGGCAAUCCUCGGCGCGCGCCCCCCAGUCCAGCAGCAGCAGCAGCAGCGGCACGCGCAUCUCAGGAGAGAGGAGGACAGGGCAUCUGCAGAGCUCGAGAGGCUUCUGAGCGGACCUGGACUGGACUGACGCCAUGAGUUCGCACCGUGUGUGAUCAGGUGUGAUGUUCUGGUAGUGAACCGCUACUCUACAGGCUGAUGUGGCGUCGCGCGAGGAGCCCGAACACGACCAUGAAGCUGCUGCUCGUGCUGACACUCUUAUGGCGCGAGGCGUUGUGCGGCUCUCCGAGCGUCCAGAUCGGUGGUUUAUUCCCCAGGGGUGCAGAUCAGGAGUACAGUGCAUUCAGAGUUGGCAUGGUUCAGUUUGGGAUGGCAGAUUUCAGACUGACUCCACACAUAGAUAACCUGGAGGUGGCCAACAGCUUUGCUGUCACUAACUGCUUUUGUUCCCAGUUCUCUCGAGGUGUCUACGCCAUUUUUGGCUUCUACGACAAGAAGUCCGUAAACACCAUCACAUCCUUCUGUGAGACGCUACAUGUCUCCUUCAUCACACCGUCUUUCCCAGCAGAAGGAAUGAAUCAGUUUGUUCUCCAGAUGAGGCCGGACAUCAAGGGGCCGCUAGUGUCAUUAGUGGAGUACUACAAAUGGGAAAAGUUUGCGUAUCUAUACGACAGCGACAGAGGUCUUUCUACUCUUCAGGUAAUACUGGACACUGCAGCAGAGAAAAAAUGGAUUGUGACGGCGAUAAAUGUAGGAAACCUCAAAGAUGAGAGGAAGGAUGAAGCCUACCGCUCCCUGUUUCAGGACCUGGAGAUCCGUAAGGAGCGACGAAUAAUCCUGGACUGUGAACAGGACAAAGUCAAAGACAUCAUGGAACAGGUGAUCACCAUAGGCAGGCACGUGAAGGGAUACCACUAUAUCAUCGCUAACUUGGGUUUCGUAGAUGGCGACCUCUCUAAAAUCCAGUAUGGAGGUGCAAAUGUGUCUGGGUUUCAGAUAGUAGAUUUUGAUGAUCCUGUGGUGGCAAAGUUUGACCAGCGAUGGGAGGCUUUGGAAGAGAAGGAGUAUCCCGGAGCUGAUGCACGGAUCAGGUAUACCUCAGCCCUCACCUAUGAUGCUGUCCACGUGAUGACUGAGGCGUUCCGCUUCCUUCACAAGCAGAGAAUAGACAUGAGUCGUCGUGGCAACAGCGGGGACUGUCUGGCCAAUCCAGCAGUUCCCUGGGCACAGGGGGUGGAGAUCGAACGUGCCCUCAAACAGGUGCGUGUAGACGGUUUAACAGGGAACAUUCAGUUUGACCAGUACGGGAAGAGAAUCAACUACUCAGUGACGGUCAUGGAGCUGAAGAACAACGGACCCAUUAAGAUUGGCUACUGGAAUGAGGUGGAUAAAAUGGUGGUGACAAAGUCUGACCUCUACCCCAAUGACACCAUGGGAAUGGAAAACAAGACGGUCAUCGUCACCACUAUACUGGAAGCCCCCUAUGUGAUGCUGAAGAAGAACGCUGAGCUGUUUCAAGACAAUGACCGUUAUGAAGGUUACUGCGUUGACCUGGCCACAGAGAUUGCAAAGCACUGUGGUAUACGCUACCAGCUAAGGAUUGUGGGAGAUGGCAAAUACGGAGCACGAGAUGCAGAAACCAAGAUCUGGAAUGGUAUGGUCGGAGAGCUGGUGUAUGGGAAAGCAGAUAUAGCAGUUGCUCCUCUGACCAUCACUCUUGUUCGUGAAGAGGUGAUCGAUUUCUCCAAACCCUUCAUGUCUUUGGGAAUCUCCAUCAUGAUCAAGAAGCCGCAGAAAUCAAAACCAGGAGUCUUCUCCUUCCUGGACCCACUGGCCUAUGAGAUCUGGAUGUGCAUUGUCUUUGCCUACAUAGGAGUUAGUGUUGUACUCUUUCUGGUAUCCAGAUUCAGCCCCUAUGAGUGGACGCUGGAGGAGCCAGAGGACGGAGCGAUGCCACUGACAACCGAAUCCAACAAUGAGUUUGGGAUCUUUAACUCCCUUUGGUUCUCUUUGGGUGCUUUCAUGCGGCAGGGUUGUGACAUCUCACCAAGGUCUCUGUCAGGUCGUAUAGUGGGAGGUGUGUGGUGGUUUUUCACUCUGAUCAUCAUCUCAUCAUACACUGCCAACCUGGCUGCCUUCCUGACGGUGGAGAGGAUGGUUUCUCCCAUCGAGAGCGCUGAAGACCUGGCUAAACAGACAGAGAUAGCCUACGGAACCCUGGACUCUGGAUCCACCAAAGAGUUCUUCAGGCGCUCUAAAAUCGCCUUGUUUGACAAGAUGUGGCAAUACAUGAAAUCAGCAGAGCCUUCCGUCUUCGUCAAGAAAACGUCGGAGGGUGUCCUGCGUGUUAGGAAGUCCAAAGGGAAGUACGCCUACCUGCUGGAGUCCACCAUGAACGAGUACAUAGAGCAGAGGAAACCUUGCGACACUAUGAAAGUGGGAGGAAACCUGGACUCCAAAGGCUACGGCAUCGCCACGCCCAAAGGAUCCCCAUUAAGAGUGCCAGUAAACCUUGCCGUAUUGAAACUGAAUGAGCAAGGGACCCUAGACAAGAUGAAAAACAAGUGGUGGUACGAUAAAGGAGAGUGUGGCUUCAAGGACUCCACCAAUAAGGAGAAGACCAGCGCCCUGUCUCUCAGUAAUGUAGCAGGAGUCUUCUACAUCCUGGUUGGAGGUCUGGGUCUGGCCAUGAUGGUAGCCCUGGUAGAGUUCUGCUACAAGAGUCGUGCUGAGGCCAAAAAAAUGAAGAUGAAAUUCACAGAUGCAAUGCGCUCCAAAGCUCGUCUAUCCAUCACAGGAUCGACUAGUGAGAAUGGUCGUGUCCCGGUGGCUUACCUCCGUCCAGGAUUACCCAUGAGCCUCAGCAUGACUGAUCUGUCCUGACCACACCCGAGCCAGUGCCUUACAGCCAAUCGACACACAUCCUCCCCCACCCCUCUGAAAGUGAGCGGAAAUGCUCGUCAUCUCCUUCGGUGACCAAUUACCACUCACCGUGGGUGAUCUGCCCAGAUUUCCAAUCCGGAGAUUAGCCAAUCACAUCUCUCUGAGGACUCCUGAUCUCGCUCUUUUAACAUCUAGCCUACAAAGACUGGACAGAUGUUGUCCUCCCACCACUUGGCUGUCAGGCUUUAGCAAAGACCUGCCCACCUAAGAAAGUGAAUCACUCGACCAUCAGCGAGAAUGAUGGCUGGUCAUUUACAAAUUCAUGAAAAACAAUCAAGCACAGUUGGACAGUUUUCUAAACAAAACACACAUCAUUGUUUCAUAGAUUUUUGCCAUGGAGGCUAUAGAAACUAAGGACAAGAGGGAUGCUGACGUUAACGCAAUAACAACACCAAUCAGGGAUGUAAUCAGGAAUUGUGGAUAUAAAAGCAGAAUCUUGGUUUAAAUGAGUUCAAGUGAACAAAAAAAUGACGUCCUGAAAAAUUGCAUCCAUGAAAUAAUAGUUAUUGUGAUAGCAGAUAAUGAUAAUGAUGUUAUUGUUCUUAAUUGUUUUCUUUAUUUCUGCCUGAAAAUCCCUAAUUAGUAGAGACCCAAGAGAUGCAUGGACUGACACACACACACACACACACACACACACACACACACACACACACCCCAGUAUGAACACAUACACUAUACACAGGGAUGGGCACAAACGAGUCAAAAUGUAUGUUGAUGCGAAAUAAUCACAAUUUAUUUUAAAGCCCCUUUGUGUUGGAUUUGAGCAUUUCUGAUUUGGUGACACUUAACGGUAGCAUCAAGGAACACCAAACAAAUGCAACCCAGGGACGCUGAGAAUAACUGGUGCAGUCCAGGUGUUGCUUUCUACCCAAUUUUCAACGGGAUGGACUCCUUUUUCUAAUAGUUUGAAAAGACAACAUAUAACAAUCCUUCACCUUCACUCCUUCAUGAUUAACCUACUCAUAGACGGAUUAAAUGAUCAACCGAAAGCCAAAAAAAACCAUUAACUUCACAAUUAUUCAGACACAAUUAUACUACUUAUAUUUGAUAAAUUAGCAUUUGGUUAUUACGAGUUUAACAGUAUCCUAUUAAUGCGUUGUUUAUAAUGAUAGUUUAGACUGUGUGAAGCACACAACUCUUCUACCGUACGAUAGUCAGAUAGCAUAUGUGAAGUCAGUUAAACUACUUUUUAAUAUCCAGUGUUAACAACAGUAUUACAUGUAUUGUAUUUGUUUAAUUAGAUAUUUUGUAGUGUAGGGUCAGCCACAGACCAAAAACACUGCACUUCGAUGUAGUGAACACAGAGAACACGAGGUAGUGUUUGUGGGUGAGAAAGCAACGGGAGAUUGACAGGGACGUGGCGGCGAUGUCUAAACUGGGCUGAAUAUGAGAGAAACACACUCGCUAACACAGAGCUGGAAGUUAAGACCUGCAAACUGCAAUUAGAAAUGAACUGUGGCAACAUUGUCCGGUUAUAGCCAACCUGGUAGGGGUUGAAUCAAAUGUUAAAUAACACUGCAUUUGUCUGAGGUUGACAUCAGCUACCUUAACCCAAACACAACAGUCUAGUGUAUCUGCUUUCAGGUCAGUUUCAGUGUAAAGCCUCAGACUCUUGACUUUAAAAUGUAAUUCAUGAAGCUGUUUCUCUCUCUGACUGUGCCAGUAAUCUUUGUCUGUGCGUCAAGUGUUGCAAGUAGAGGCAGUGCAGCGUUACAUUGCACUAGCUAACGGCCAAGACACAGUACCCAGUGUUCAGAUGCUUGGUCUCUGUGGGUGUUGGGUAUGUGGGUGUAGUAUUGACUGUGCAAGAUUUCAAAUGUAGUGAAAGCGUCACGACAGCAGCAGCUUCAUCAGUUGGAUUUGUACUGUAGUGCACUCAGGAGUGUAUGGCAGUCACUGUAGUUCUAGAAAAUAGACUUGAAGUGUGAAAAUAUGUUUGACAGACAUCAGACGUGCAUGGGGGUGGAUGACUGAAACGUGUCAGAAACGUGUAAGGUGUAGUCAGUGUUUUAAACAGCUGGCUACCAGCCCAGAUAUCAGGUAUUGUUCUGUCAUUCACAAUGGGUUAGGGUUAGGGUUAGGGUUACUGUGCUGAGAUUUGCUAACAUCAGUACUUUUUGCGUUGCAGUUUAUGGAUCCUGCUGGCAUGACAUGUUAAAUAUGCUCCUUACCUAUCUUACAGACAAACGACUACAUGUGCUUGAUUUAGACUGUUGCAGCACCGCUCUACCAAAGCACACAUUAUUAUAUUAGAUAUUGAACGCACUCUGCGCAUUGAACAGGGACAACACACAUAAAUAUUGUAAACACAGGAAGAAAUGCAACAGAUGUAAUGCAUACCGGGUGUCUAGAUAGAUAGAUAGAUAGAUAGAUGGACGGACGGACAGAUAGAUAGAUAGAUAGAUAGAUAGAUAGAUAGGGGAAAGGGUCUAUUUCUAUUUUUUAUUUGACUUUCUUUUCUCUCUUCAGGAACAUGUCUUUAUUUCAUACAGCCUUUGCGACUAUAUUUGAUCGUGAGAUCUUUGGCCUCAGGCACUUUGGUGUUACGGUGCUGGCUUUUGCACUCUGUAAAUUGGCAUUUCAAUUUUUCUCUUUUACAAAAUGAAAAUGUAAAUAUUCACCCUGCAGUGGAAUUAGCUGAUGUUAUUCAAACCAACACCAUCGUUACUGUUGAUCGCAGCUUUCUCUGGGUUGCUGUAAAUGAAAUGAGUCCCAGUUAGCUGCAGUAAAACUUGACUUCAUGUGUAAAUCCCCCCCCCCCAUUCUCAUGCAAUAACAAGAGGAUUAGAAAGAAGAUAAAUGAACACAAUCAGAAUGUCUAACUGGGAGAUCUAGACAAUAUAUUUACCCUAAUAGCGCCCAUCCCAUUCAUUUUCAUCUCUCUAGAUUAAGAUAACACAUCAUCAGGGUCAGCUCCUCCAGAGCCACAGAAGACAUUAUACAUGUGUUUCCACGUACUGAGGAGUAUGACCAUUUAUAUAUAUAUGUUCAUAUAAAUAUAGUACUUCAAAUACAUGUGACUAAUACUGCCCACCCCUGUCUAUAGGUCAGCACACCAAUACACAUCCCCAAUCAGCUAGACUGUACAUCAGCACACACUGACAUACAUGAUCACACCUGCACAUGCACCGACAGUGUUGUCAUAGGAGUUCUGAAGCCAACUGGAUGACAUGCCAAACAGAAUGAGAACCAAUCAGAGCUCUCCAUGCUCAGCCAAUGGCAGCUGCUGAUACUGAAAACCUGAGCCAAUAAGGAGCUCUCACUGCUGUGAGGUGGACAAGAAACUGUGAACAAAGACCUUCCUUUUAAUAAAUAUACUGCACUGACGAUGGCAACGGAGACGAGGAGGACGAAGAGAGGACGAAGAGAACGUUUGCAUGUCACUUUGAGUUUUUUCUUUCAGAUGAACUUGUCAGCCUGAAGCUUUACGCCUGGCUGCAUUUUAGUGUUUAAUAAUGAUAGUAAUAAGAAUAAUAUUAACAAUAUUAAUUGCAGUAUUAAUGUGGUUCUUGUUAUGUAUAGUGUAUGUUUUUAAGAACUCAAGUCUGCUGUUUUCUUUCACCAGGAAGCUGUUAUUUGUGCUGUUAGUGAGAAGCUAGCUGGUUAGCUGAAAAGCUUCUCCCACAUCAUGAUAAAUGCCCAAGACGUGAUAUAAACGUCUGGUUUAAGUGACGCUGAAAAUGUCAAGGUAUCGACUUCCAUUUCUUUUCAUGGCCUCAUAUCAUUUUUACAUAGACCAUAAUGUGGUAAUUAUCAGAGAUAGGAGAGAUAAUCAAAUGAUGAGGAGUUCCUACAGAAUCCCAAAUAUGUCAACCACUGAGAGAAAUGAUCACUCUGGUAUAAUUUCAUUUUCUAUUAAACUUAUCGUUUUUGACCAA
This is a messenger RNA of Sebastes umbrosus (honeycomb rockfish), 7090 nucleotides long. RefSeq names its product glutamate receptor 2-like. Lineage: Eukaryota; Metazoa; Chordata; Actinopteri; Perciformes; Sebastidae. Gene Ontology annotation, biological process: modulation of chemical synaptic transmission; synaptic transmission, glutamatergic; monoatomic ion transport. Gene Ontology annotation, molecular function: transmitter-gated monoatomic ion channel activity involved in regulation of postsynaptic membrane potential; AMPA glutamate receptor activity. The record is from RefSeq and is a predicted model, not a curated record. The coding region runs from base 468 to 3152 and encodes 894 amino acids. Gene Ontology annotation, cellular component: postsynaptic membrane; plasma membrane; AMPA glutamate receptor complex. The transcript has 19 exons.